Mycotypha africana is the source of this 859-nucleotide messenger RNA. RefSeq lists its product as uncharacterized. Bases 96 to 821 code for a protein of 241 amino acids. The record is from RefSeq and is a predicted model, not a curated record. Lineage: Eukaryota; Fungi; Mucoromycota; Mucoromycetes; Mucorales; Mycotyphaceae. Gene Ontology annotation, molecular function: protein binding. The transcript is spliced from 5 exons.
AACAAGUCGGGUGCAAAAAAAAAUGUUCCAUUUCGUUGGAAAAAAAAAAAGUGCAUGCCCUGACUUCCAAAUCAUAGCUUCUUUUUUCCUCCCCAAUGACAAUGAUCGAUCCUGUUUCGCCAUCCACUGUUGACAAUGGACCUUUAGGCCCAUCAUCCAGAGUCGCUGGAUUGGACAGAGACAUUGGGAACGGAGAACAAGCUUUGAUACUGUCAAUGACCUCGAUGUCGCAUGUGAAUGAGGAAGACAGUGAACUCUGUCCACCUAGGCAGAUCUUACCCUCUGACCUGGCUUGGGUCAUGCCCGAUCGGUGGUCGAUUGACACUUUUUCGCCUUCUAUUGUCAGCCCCGACAAGUAUUAUCUUAUUUCUGCUUCGAAAGAUCAUUUCCCCAUGCUACGUGAUGGUCCCACCGGCGACUGGAUUGGGACUUAUCUACAGGAUCCUAUCGUCCGUGCCGUGAGCUUGAAUCACCAUGGUGGAAGUGAUAGCGAUACCAACAUUGUGUCUGGCGGGCAUGAUGACAAGUGGAAGAUCCUUGAUGUCAUUGGAUCCUGUCCGCUGGUGAGGAACGGAGGAGAUGCCAAGGUGCGUGUUUGGGACGAGCGUACAUUGAGAUGGUGUGGUUAUCUUCAAGGUGAAACGGUACAGCAGCAGCGCGCCUCCGUAAGUAGUCGUCGUCCUCGGGGUGGUGGAAAAGGUGAUGGUGAAAAGGCUCUACCCAAGCACCCUCACUUCUAUGGCACUCUCUUUGGAUGGGAAUUAUCUUUCGUGGGCAGUUGGAGACACUGCCCACUUUUGGCAAGUCGGACAGGUCAAUGACGCACUGUUUUGAUUCUCUCUCCUACCAAAGCGGGAGG